ACCCACAGUUUUGCGUUGAAAAAAAAAAAGCGGGAAAAAGCACAGAGCCAAACCAGAAAAGGAAACAACAAAGCCAUUCAACACAUCGAACUCGAAAUAUCAAUAGAAAAAAAAAAAAAAAAAGAGUACAGAGAUAGACAGUGGAAAAUGGCGGAAGGAAGCUCCAGGACCGAUAUCCAGAGGAUACUCGCCGCCAUUAAAUCCUCCGAGGUUGUUGAGGACCGUGUUCAAUUGUUUACUGAUCUUGGAAAUUUAAAUUUGAUCGAGGAUGUAUCUGACUCUGAUUAUGCUUCCGUCAUGAAUUGCCUCGUAACCUAUUGGGAAAAUUUCACAUGUUUGGAUGUUUCCCAAUGCAUGCUAAAUAGAAGUAUUCUACUAGCGGCUUCAAAAUAUAUAUAUUUUAACCUACCUAGUUGUUUACCUCAAACUCUCACUCUUGGAGUCAAGGCUAGUAUAUGGUGUGGCAAGCAUCUAAAGAUGACUCUUUUGUCUACAGAAGAAUCUCAAGAAGACGAACACAGCUCUGUAUUUUACCAGCUUCUUUUGGAAAUCCAAAGAUUUUCUUUAUCAACAUUUUCAGCCUUGUUGAAAUUCACCGACGUUGUUAACAAGGAAUUAAUGGACGAUGUUGAAACCUUCACCGUAGAAGUGUUAAAUCUAACUAAAGAUUCUAUAUCAGAAGCCAAGAAAAUUCAAUCAUUUGGAUCAGAGAUAUUGAAGGUCGCACACAUGGUCAUUGAUGUUGUUGUAAAACUAUGCAAGGUGCGUUCUGAAUUAAUAAACUGGGAGGCUUCUGAUGAAAACCAGUUGAGGCUUGACAAACCUAUUAAUGUUUGCCAUGCUAUCAACAUAACAAAACACACCGUAGAAAAGCUGUCUCAGAUCGGUGUUCUUGCAGCGAAUGAUGGUGGCAGUUCAGUCAAUAUUCUUAGUGUCUCCUGGAAAGGUGUUGUUUCUUUGCUUCAAAUUGGCGGAGGACAUUUUACAGAAAUGAAUAUAGCAAAUAUAGUGGUAUCUUUGCUUGCACUAAUAACCGAGCCUUUGAAAUGUGCUGCUGAGGUUUGGUCAUCAUCACUGAACGAAACCAUCUCUGUUACUGAAGCUAAAAGGAUAUUUGUGCCAGUGAAAUUCUACCUGAUUAAUGCAGUUAAAAUAUGCUCACUGUAUCCUCAUCAGACCUACACAGUGUACAGGGAGAUUACUCAGUGUGUUCUCAUGAUCACUUCUUUUUGGAUUUUUGUAAGUAAUGAAAUUCUUCUAAAAUAUGCAUCUGCAGUAAUUGCGGAGCUAUUGGAGGAAACUACCUUGGAUAUGGUGUUGUCUUUGCUAAAUUCUGAUAAACUAAAACUGGAACAGAAGCUUGAGGUAGUGGAGUGGCUAUUCAUUGAUGAAGGAGAUUCUCAUUCUGGCUUUGAUGGUCCAACCUUUGCUGAUUGUAACUUUACAUUGGUUAAUGAAAUAUUUUCAAGUAGUUGUGAAGGCAUAAACAGAUCAAGAGUACUAAUAUUUGGUCGAGUUGUAUUGUUUAUUAGCUUCCUUAAAUACUCUCUCAAGCUCGAUGAAGAUGUGAAAGUAGCGAUUACUCAGAAGCUUAAUUGGUUUUUGGAUAUUUUAGUUGAGGAAAAUGUAUAUUCUCAUAUGCUUGUUUUGCAACUUCCUUUAUUCUCUGGCGGUGGUAAAACAGCUGAACUGGUGUGUCAGCCUAUGUUUACUCUCCUCUUGCAAGCAUUCAAAACCUUCAUGAUUGUGAUCUCUUCAAGUACAGCUUGGGGGGAGUUCGAGUCCUUCUUACUAGAGAACUUAUUUCAUCCUCACUUCCUUUGUUGGGAGAUUGUGAUGGAGUGCUGGUGCUUUGUAGUGAAACAUGCUGAAACACCAAUUGCAAAUAAUAUCAUUAUCAGACUAUGUUCAUUACUUAAGCUGCUGGCAUCCUGCGACUCAGUUUUCCUUCCUCAUUCUUCCUUCAGGAAAUUGACAAGAUCAAUUUACUUGCUUCUAACCUAUUGUGCAAAAUCAGUGGCUGACGAGGUCUACAUGUCUCUUGUUGGUAAUGGGAGAUCACAGUCGUCAUUAAUUUUGAGUUUGGCUCUGUUCCUUGAAGGGUUUUCGCUUGAUUUACUGUCAGAUGAGUUGAGAAAAACUUCCAUUCAAAGAAUUAUAUCUGAUUAUUAUGACUUCAUUGACAACUGUAACGAAGCAUCAUUGAUGGCCUGCUCCUCUGGUUUGUUUGGCAUUCCAGUUUUUAUUCUUUCUGCUUCUUUUCAAUCUUCUUUGCAAGCAUUCAAGAAUCGACUACCUGAGAUUGAUGCAAGGACCUUAAAGUUUUUGGUUUCAAUUAGUUCCAACUAUAAAAGUACUGUAGACAAAAGGAUCAAGAACCAUUCUCUUCGGCUUUUCGGCGAAGUUCUAGAGAUCAUUUCAUAUCUAAAAGAUCUAUACAUAUCAAAUGAUGUUGAACAGGCAAUAAUGAAGAUUGAAAGUAUCUUUAUCACUGAGCCUCCGGCCGAUUUAUACAAAUGCAAGCCACAUUUGGCUCAGUUCCUCGCUGGACUUGUUCACAUGGAAUUUUCAGAAAGUGACAAUUGUGAUGAAAAAAGCCGUGCUGCAUGGGAAUUAUAUCACUUUCUCUUGACAGAGCGGCACUGGGCACUCACUCACUUGGCAAUAGCCGCAUUUGGACAUUUUGCUGCUGGCACAGACUGCACUCAGCUAUGGAGAUUUGUUCCACAGAAUGCAGCACUUUCAUAUGAUUUAGUUUCGGGUACGGAGACAAGUAAGGAGGGAUUUAUGGCUGAGCUUAAAGCAUUUCUUAAUAAGCAAAAUGCUCUUCUGACAGUUGCACCAAGUCCUGAACAGCUUGAGCUGCUAAGAAAAGAAGGUCUUAUACUAAAACAGAUGAUCCAUAACAUUUCAGUUAAUGCCAAACUGAGAGAGGGAUGUGAGAGCAUGGAAGUUGAUGACAAGAACCAAUCAAAUAGCAUGGAAGUUGAUGACAAAAACCAAUCAAAUAGAAAGAGGAAACUUCCAGAUGGAAUUAGCAAAGGAGUGGAAUUGCUGAAAUGCGGUUUGAAGAUUAUUAGCGACGGUCUUUCAGAGUGGCAGCUUAAUCCAUUUGAAACCAAUGAACUGCAUAUCAAGUAUUCCACUCAAUUUUCUCGAUUAGAAGACGCAAUUACUCACUUUGAGGAAUUGGCUGGGAGCAGUGAGGUAUGUUUAUCUCCUAUUCAGAGCAACUUCUGAGGUUGAUUACCCGUUGAUGCAUGUGUUAUUGUUAAGAAAUCUGAUAUAUCUCAACACACUAUACUGUAUGAUUCGGAAGUUUUCGAUGUUCAGCAAAAGUUUAGUUCCCUGUUACC
Messenger RNA from Cicer arietinum (chickpea), 3356 nucleotides. RefSeq lists its product as uncharacterized. The record is from RefSeq and is a predicted model, not a curated record. NCBI's taxonomy places the organism in Eukaryota, Viridiplantae, Streptophyta, Magnoliopsida, Fabales, Fabaceae.